Molecule: messenger RNA, 4657 nt
Organism: Pelodiscus sinensis (Chinese soft-shelled turtle)
Lineage: Eukaryota; Metazoa; Chordata; Testudines; Trionychidae
Source: RefSeq, a predicted model, not a curated record
ACAGGGAUCUCCCAGUUGCGGCUCUAACCACUAGGCUACAGGAUCUCCUGACAUGGGGCUUCCUCUGUCUCUCCUGUUUCCACCAUGGAUAAGUGAUGAAAAUCUGAGUGGAGCUGGAUUCUGGGUAUCCCACAUCCUGUGUGUGUCCUGUAAUCCGCAAGUUAGAGUCCUCUUGCCCUCUGUACCACACUGCGGCUUCCUGAGGGUUAGAAAUUCUUUGCAGAGCAUCAAUUCACCUGCUUUCUUCUCUGUUUGCAGAGGCAUCAGUUGGACCAUCUGCCAGGAAAAAGACAAGAGUCAUGGCCAGGGCUAAAACUUGGAUCCUGACCUUGGUUGUGUUGCUCUUCUCUGGGACGUGGGGCACAGUGGGUGCCCAGGAGAACAUUCACUGGGAAGUGCAGCGGUACGACGGCUGGUACAACAACCUCCAGUACCACAGGCUUGGCUCUGCCGGUUCCACGCUGCUGCGCCUCCUGCCGGCUAACUAUGCCGACGGUGUGUACCAGGUGCUGGAGGAGCCGCACGUGCCCAACGCUCGCAAACUCAGCAACGCGGUUGCACAGGGGCCCUCGGGGCGGCCCUCCGUCGGGAACAGAACCGUGCUGGGCGUCUUCUUUGGUUUCCACGUGCUCGCAGAGACCCUGUCGGUGGAGAACCCCGGCUGCCCGGCUGAGUUCAUCAACAUCCUCAUCCCCCAGCGAGACCCCGUGUUCGACCCCGAGGGCACCAGCGACAUGGUCCUGCCCUGCCAGCGCAGCAAGUGGUCUGUGGAGACGGGGCAGAGCCCCAACCACCCCCGAGAGCAGAUCAACGUGGUGACGGGCUGGCUCGACGGAAGCGCCAUUUAUGGCCCUUCGCAUUCCUGGAGUGACGCCCUGAGGAGUUUCUCCGGUGGGAAGCUGGCAUCAGGGUCAGAAGCCAGCCUCCCGCAGCAGACCAACGGGAGAAACUUCAUGUGGAAGGCUCUGGACCCGUCCACCGGGGAAGGGGGGUCCCAAGGGAUCUACGACUUCGGGAAUGCCAGAGGGAACGAGAACCUGUUCCUGCAGGCCGAGAGCAUCGCGUGGUUCCGCUACCACAAUCUCCGGGCCUCCGAGCUGGCCCGGCAGAACCCUGGCUGGUCGGACGAGGACGUGUUCCAGCACGCACGCAAGUGGGUCAUUGCCACCUACCAGAACAUUGUGCUGUAUGAGUGGCUGCCCACGUUCCUGCAAAUAAAUGUCGCCCCGUACCAAGGUUACAAGCAGCACGUGGUUCCCAGCAUCUCCCCCGAGUUCCUGGUGGCCAUGGUGCAGGCCCUGGCGACCAUGGUGCCCCCCGGAGUCUACAGGAGAAACGAAACCUGCGAUUUCCCAGAGGUGAUCAACCUAGACGGCACCAAGUCGCCGGCCUUCCGGCUCUGCAACAGCUACUGGAGCAGAAAGAACCCCAAUCUCCUGGCCGUGCGGGACGUGGACAACCUGCUGCUGGGGAUGAGCUCCCAGAUCGCGGAAGAGCAGGACAACGUGGUGGUGGAGGAUCUCCGAGACUACUGGUACGGGCCCCUGAAGUACUCCCGCACCGACUAUGUGGCCAGCUACAUCCAGCGGGGGCGCGACCUCGGCCUGCCCACCUACAACAAGGUCCGGGAGCUCUUCAGCUUACCCCCCGCCCAGAACUGGUCCUUUUUCGCCCACGUGGACGCAAAGGUCCGUCAGGAAGUAGCUGCCUUGUACGCCAAUGACAUCUCCAAGCUGGAGUUCCUGCCGGGGGCCCUGCUGGAGAACAACCAGAGUGCCGGAAGCCUCUCCAGCGCCAUCAUCUCGGACCAGUUUACGCGCCUGCGGGACAGCGACAGGUUUUGGUUUGAAAACAUCAAGAACGGGUUAUUCACACAAGCGGAAAUUGACGAGAUUCGAAAGAUCACGUUCCGGGACGUCCUGGGUAACGUCACCUACGUGGGGCCGGAGGCCUUCCCGAAGCAGGCGUUCAGCUGGAGCGCGGCCGAUCGGUGUCCUCAGCCCGGGCAGCUAACGGCGGCGCUGCUGGCCAACUGCACGCCCAUGACAGUGCUGGACUAUUUCGAAGGCAGCGGGGCCGGAUUCGGGCUCAUCCUUGUGGCGCUCUGCUGUUUCCCCUUAGUGAGCCUGUUCGUUGCCUGGAUCGUCGCUACCUUCCGCAAGCGGGAUUUCAAGCGGCUGCAGCGGAAAGCCAACCCCAGCCUGAGGAAGGAGGUGUCGGGCGAGGGCGUGCAGGCCUUGGAGUGGCAAGGUCCCAAGACGGACAACAAUCUCGUCUACCUGCAGCUUCACCCGGACAAGGCCAUCAAAGUGCUGGAUGGCCGGCGAGCCCUGCUCCGCAGCAUCAGCCUGAAAACCCAGUCGCAGGUGGACGUGGUCCUCUCCAUGAACAGAGGGAACAAGGCCUUGCUCCUCAAGGUUCCCAAAGAGUACGACCUGGUGCUGCUGUUCGAUGGCGAGGCGGAGCGCAGUGACUUCAUCCACAAGCUGACCGACUACCUGGAGCGCAGCGGGCUGUUCCUCAGCGUGGCCGACAUGACGGAGCAGAGCCUGCUGAAGAGAGCCGUGACCAAAGAGCAGAGGAAGCGGAUCCUGGAGACUUUCUUCAGACAUUUGUUUGCCCAGGUGCUGGACAUUAACAAGUCGGACGCCGGGGACCUCAACUCUGAAACGUCCUUGACAGCCAAAGAGUCCCUGAAGUGUGAGCUGAGCCGGGCUGAGUUUGCGGAGUCGCUGGGGCUCAAGCCCCAGUCCAUGUUUGUGGAGUCCAUGUUCUCCCUGGCGGACAAAGAUGGGAAUGGGUAUCUCUCCUUCCGGGAGUUCCUGGACAUCUUGGUGGUCUUCAUGAAAGGGUCCCCGGAGGAGAAGUCCAAGCUGAUGUUUGCCAUGUACGACGUCGACGGGAACGGCUUCCUCUCGAAGGAGGAGUUCUUCAGGAUGCUGAGGUCCUUCAUCGAGAUCUCCAACAACUGCCUCUCGGGCGAGCAGAUCGCGCAGGUGAGUGAGUCCAUGUUCCAGGUGUCGGGCUUCCAGGACAAGGAGGAGCUGACAUGGGAGGAUUUUCACUACAUGCUGCGGGACCACGACAACGAGCUCCGCCUCACCCAGCUCUGCAUCAAAGGAGUGCCUGACGUGUUCAAGACAAACAUGAACAACCGCGUCUCCUUCAUAAACAAGCCCAGGACCAACGGGACGACGCCUCACCAGCCGCACUUGUACACCGAGGCCCAAAGGACCAAAUACCAGCGGAGCAAAGUGCACCAGAAGGUCCAGCAAUUCAAGCGGUUCAUCGAGAACUACCGGCGCCACAUCGUCUGCGUGGUGCUCUUCGAACGCGCGUACUACUAUGGAUUUGCCUCGCCGCCCACCGGAGUGGCGCAAACCACCUUUGUGGGCAUCAUCAUCUCCCGGGGGGCGGCGGCCAGCAUCUCCUUCAUGUACUCCUACAUCCUGCUCACCAUGUGCCGCAACCUCAUCACCUUCCUGCGGGAAACCUUCCUCAACCGCUACGUCCCCUUCGACGCUGCCGUGGACUUCCACCGCUGGAUCGCCACGGGCGCCCUCAUCUUCUCCAUUCUGCACACCUUGGGCCACGUAGUGAACGUUUACAUCUUCUCGGUCAGCCCGCUCAGCAUCCUCUCCUGCCUCUUCGCCAACGUCUUCAUGGACGAUGGGUCCCAGAUGCCCCAGAAGUACUACUGGUGGUUCUUCGAGACCGUCCCAGGCAUGACCGGGGUGCUGCUGCUGGUGAUUCUGGCAGUGAUGUACGUGUUCGCCUCCCGCCACCUCCGGCGCAUCAGCUUCCGGGGCUUCUUGAUAACCCAAUGCGUUACCUACCUCAAGUUCCAGAGGCCGCAGGACUUCGACUACAAGUCUGGGCAGUGGGUGCGAAUUGCCUGCCUCUCCCUGGGGACCAACGAGUACCACCCCUUCACCCUGACCUCUGCCCCGCAUGAGGACGUGCUGAGCCUGCAUAUCCGAGCCGCCGGGCCCUGGACCACCCGGCUGCGGGAGCUGUACUCCCCGGAGAGCGUGGCUGAAAUCGGCAGAUAUCCCAAGCUCUACCUGGACGGGCCGUUCGGCGAGGGCCACCAGGAGUGGAACAAGUUUGACGUGUCCGUGCUGGUGGGAGGAGGCAUCGGGGUGACUCCCUUCGCCUCCAUCCUCAAAGACCUGGUCUUCAAGUCCUCCGUCAGCGCCAAGAUGCCUUGCAAGAAGAUCUACUUCAUCUGGGUGACGCGGACGCAGCGGCAGUUCGAGUGGCUGGCCGACAUCAUCCGCGAGGUGGAGGAGAACGACCGGCACGACCUGGUGUCCGUGCACAUCUACAUCACCCAGCUGGCGGAGAAGUUCGACCUGCGCACCACGAUGCUGCAUGACACCCCGGCUUUCCUGCUCCCCCAGGUGUGUAAGGUUGGCGUGUUCAGCUGCGGCCCCCCGGGGAUGACCAAGAACGUGGAGCAAGCCUGCCAGCAGAUCAACAAACUGGACCAGACCUACUUUGUGCAUCACUAUGAGAACUUCUAACCCCGCCCCCCAGCCCCCCAGCCAGCGCCCGCUCCCUGGGCUGCCACGGCCAGAACUAGGCGCUUGCAGAGUCCUGGGGAAGGUUCAAAGGGCGCUGCUGGGUGUCCGCGCCACGUCCCCGCAGAGCCUCC